This is a messenger RNA of Parasteatoda tepidariorum (common house spider), 3113 nucleotides long. RefSeq lists its product as uncharacterized. Gene Ontology annotation, biological process: toll-like receptor signaling pathway; immune response. NCBI's taxonomy places the organism in Eukaryota, Metazoa, Arthropoda, Arachnida, Araneae, Theridiidae. Gene Ontology annotation, molecular function: protein binding; transmembrane signaling receptor activity. The record is from RefSeq and is a predicted model, not a curated record. Gene Ontology annotation, cellular component: plasma membrane.
UUGAUCUGCAGUUAAAUGGUUAUUCUUUUGUAUCGAAAUUUAUAAUUCGACAUAACUUAUGGUGGAGUGAUUUUUAAAUGUGUGAAUAGUAUUGCGCAUAUCUUUUCAUUUACCAUGUUUAAAAUGAAAAUAGUUUUAGUGAUUUUAACAGCACUGCUUAAUAUUUCUAUGGCAGUUAAAACAAAUCAUAAUUUGUGUCCAUUCCAGUUAUUGUGUUCAUGUAUUAAUGUUAAUGGAACAAAAACAGUAACAGUUACUUGCCAAGGUAUGCGAAAUUUAAUGAGUGUUAAAAAUGUGGUGAAACAUUUAAAAUCAAAACCGAUCAAACUAUUAAAAGUGAAACGAUGUGCAGAAAAAAAUUUAGCUUUUCCAGUAUUUAAUAAUCUAACGAUAUUUGAAAUCAGAAUAAACUGCCCACUUCGAACUAUAGCGGACAAGGCUUUCGUGGAAACUCAUUCUUUAACGAGGUUGAAGAUUUCUUCAAGUUCACUUCAGAAAAUUCCUGCCGCCAUUAAUCAAGUCAAGGCUUUGAAAACUCUUGCUAUUGUGGGCGGCCCAUUAACAAGAAUCGGAGGCCGACUACAGAACAUGACUGAACUUGAAAAACUCUCUUUGAAACAUAACAGGAUAAAGGAAAUAACUGCCCAUACCUUUUCGGGUGAUAAAAAACUACAAUCAAUAAUACUAGCAAGAAACAAGUUGAGAAGUAUAGCACCUGGAACAUUUGAUCCUUGCCCGAAUUUAAAUCUGGUUGAUUUGGAAGACAACUACCUUCAAACAGUUGAUGGCUUAUUUAAUAAUCCAAACUUGAAGGUAAUCAAUCUCAAAAGGAAUGAUUUAACCUCACUGGAAGAAGCAUUUAACGAUAUUAUGGAUAUUGAAGAGCUGCACUUGAAUGGAAAUAAGAAUCUAACUUAUAUCAGUGAUAAGGCACUAGGUUUCAACCUUCACAACUUGCUUAAAUUAUCUUUAAGAGAAUGCGGUCUCGAGAAGGUUUCAAAAGCAUUUCUGAUACCAUUUUCUCACCUUGAAGAACUAGAUUUGAGCUGCAACUCAUUGAGAAUUAUUCCUGAUGGCUUUUUCAACAAUUUGGAAAACUUGAUUAAAGUUACUCUUAAAAACAAUCGCCUAAGGAGUGUUAAAAAUUGUUUUGGUCAGAACUAUCGAUUGGAGCAUAUCGAUUUAAGUGAUAACUUAAUCGAAUCUUGUGAUAAUACUUUUCAUUCGAUGGCCUCACUGAAAAGUAUUGAUUUAAGUAGAAACAGACUUCGGUGGAUAAAAAAUACGGAUUUUUCUACAAGUCCAUGGCUUAGAAAGUUGUCACUCAACAUAAAUAAUAUUUCCCAAAUUGAUUCAGAAGCUUUUUCUCAUUUGAAACAGUUACAAAUUAUCAAUCUAUCCGAAAAUGAGUUGAAGAAUUUGAAUGGUUCAUUUAGAAACACUCCCUAUCUGAGAGAACUUAUUCUGCAUUCUAAUGGUCUAGGAGAACUGAAUGAAAAUGAUUUCUCAGCGGCUGGUCGAGUAACAAGAUUGAACUUGGCAAACACCAAUUUAAGCCGAGUUCAUGGUGCUUUUAAAAAUUUAUCUAAUUUAAAAUCCUUAACUAUUAGAAAGAACAAACUGAGUGUUUUAUCCAGAGAAUCAUUUCCUCGUAUUAUAAAGAUUCGAGAAAUGUUUUCAUCAGAAAAUAAAUGGAUAUGUGAUUGUCGCCUUUUAUGGAUCAAAGAUUGGAUGCAGAACACAAACUUACGAAACUUAAAUCUCGACUUCAACUGUUCUUCACCAAUCCAUUUCAAAUCAAAAAAGUUAAGUCAAUUGACAAAAGAAGACUUGGUUUCGUGGCCAAAAGAUGAUUGUCCAUCUCCUUGUGAGUGUUCAUGCGUUGCAGACGGCGAAGAGCGUUAUGUGAAUGUGAAUUGCUCAUCAAGAGAACUGAGAGAAAUUCCAACUAAAUUUCCAGAAUUGAUUGGCGAACUGAAUCUUCGAGAAAACAUGCUGUCAAAUCCAAUCAAGCUCAACCUUCCUUCAACAUCCAAGUUAAAGAUCUUGAAUCUGGAAAGCAACUUAAUUGCUCGAGUGGACUUCAAACUUCCCAAUAACAUAGAGGUUCUUCUACUGGCAAACAACAAUAUUACAAGAUUCAUAGAUUAUCCACCGUCUAAUGUCAAAACAUUCACUCUAUCUCGAAAUCCGUGGUAUUGUGAUUGCGAUACUCUGCCUUUCAGAAAGUGGAUGAUAGCACACGAAUCUAAGAUUACAGAUGCAAAUGAGACAGUUUGUAGCUACAGAGACGGCAAAGAAAGCUUGAGAGGGAGAUUAAUAAUGAAUCUAAGCGAAAUUGAAUUUUGCCCUGAAUUAUUACGGAACUAUAUCUUAAUGGGAGCAGGAAGCUUGAUGACACUUAUGAUGACCGUGACCUCUUUUGUGGUUUAUUUCCGAUAUCGAUAUCAUUUAAGAGUUUGGCUCUACUCAAGAGGUUUCAGAUGCCUCAAAAAUAGAGACAAGAGAGACACUGGAAAACUAUAUGAUGCAUAUAUUUCGUUCUCUGAUGAAGACGCUGAAAUGGUCAGACACCAUUUUUUGCCAGAGCUGGAGGAGAAACAUCCAUUUUAUAAAUUAUUUGUACCCCAGAGAGAUCUCAAAGCAGGAAAUUUUGAAAUAAACAAUCUGAUGGAACAAGUUUUGGAUAGCAAACGUGCAAUCAUCUUGCUUUCUAGGCACUACCUGAAAAACGAGUUCUGUAUGGAGAUAUUUAGAGUCGCAUUUGCGAAUUCACUGGAGGAAAAAUUGCAUCGGGUCAUCCUUGUGAAGUUUGGACCCCUUCCACCCAUGAACCAUGAACCAUCCACCCAUGAACCUUCCACCAUGAUGGAAUCCUCAAGGAGUCUCAAGUUCGGAACGAGAUUAUUCUGGGAUAUGCUGCAGUACGAAAUGCCAGAAAAACGUCCCAGAUCUACCAAUAACUACGAACUGUUAGACGACAAAUCUGGUGAUGUUCCUUUGAUAGAAGAAUUCUAAAUAUAUUCGCUAAAGUAUUUCUAGGAAAAAGAAAAACUCCUUAUUUGUAAUUUCAUUAACAAUAUGUUCUUGUUUCCAAUAAUUAAAUCUUUUAA